UCUCCAAAUGUCAACCGGCGUGACUUGUUAUUGAAUAUUGAUUUUAUUUAUAACUUAAGUAUUUUUGAACUAUUUUCUCAAACUAAGAAAUGUAAGGUAUUAUUUUUAAACUAAUCAUUACAAGCCAUGUCAGCAAAUGGUACCGGCGGUAACUAUGCACCUCUUAAGCAAAUACUGUCGGAUUCAGAAUCGGAAGAUGAUCAGAAGUUAGAAAAUGCCGUACGUAUCCAGGCUUCGGAUAGCUGUAAUAAUUUGGACUACAACAGUGGACUGCAGUCGUCAAAGAACUACAGUAUGAGUGACAUGGACGAGUACAAUUCAAAUGAAAAAACAGUAGAAAGCACGAUGGAUAACGUAAGCUUUUUACAAUCCGAUAUGUCAAAUAGAAUGUCAUUUUCACGGCGCUGCGCAUUUAUCGCAUCAAUACUUGUUUGCGUUUUUACUAUAGUAAUAUUUCUUUGGGGUAUUCCAUGCUCCGACGUUGGUAGCUGCAUUAACAAUGAGUGGCAAGAUAAAACUACGAGCUGGGAGAUUCCUUACGACGAAAUAGAGCUCUCUGGAGCCGUUCAAGUCGUAGACGGAGCUAUACCCAAUACAAAAAAUCUUAUUUUCAUAUACCGCGGAAAUCAUAUGAAAGAGGAAAAAGACAAUAAUGACAAUGUGAAUGGAGUUUUAUUAAUUGUUGGCAAUACUGGUAAAGUCGGUUGGUAUACACGAGAAACUAGAAUACCGACUGAAAUAGACUGUCAUCUUAUUGAUGUGAAUCGCGAUAAGCAGAAAGAUUGCAUUGUGUCUGGUACAGAGGGAUUGCUUGCCGCUCUUAACCCAUUGUCAGGAACAUACUAUUGGUAUAUUCUUAAACAAGGUAAAAUAUUCAGUGAUAUUGUAGCAAUUGAUUUUCCAAUAGUAAUAAAAGAUAUGGAUAAAGAUAAAGUUUAUGAUCUUCUGACUGUGGCCACCAUAUAUCCCAAUGCUAAUCAUAAUUCAUUGCUGAUAAUAUCUGGAGCAACAGGUAACAUUAUAGGUGAUCCAAUGACCGUUCAUGAUUGUCUAUUGAUUAAGCUUUUGACAGAGUCCGACGGUAUCACAUAUCUAUGCAAAAAUGGAACAUCUGAAGCGGUGCGGCAGAUAACAUAUCCAUGGCUAUAUAGAAAACUGUUGAAGUUAGAUCAAUCAACAAAUCAUUCAGUUCCCAUACCAAUGGUUUCAAAGAGGGUAAACGUCAGUUUAAAAAAGAGCAUGAGCAGUGCAAACAAUUGGGAAAUAUACACAAAUGGACCUGGAAAACUUAUUGUUGAAAAUUCUGGUGAGUGUCCCAACUCAUGUAGAGUUAAUCUAAAAUUAUUGCUUGAGAAAAAUGGAACAACAAAUGUAAGUUGGGAGUAUUCUGCUAACCAUGUGUACGCUAUGAAGCCUAGUUCAUUUGCCUUUGCAAACUCUAUUAGGGGCUUUGUCUUGAAAUUAUGACAGUGGAACAGUGCACACCUGGCAAAGGGUGCACUUAAAAUUGAUGAAGUAAGAUACAAUGUACAAAAUCAAAGCCCCAAGAAUACCUAUGAUAUAUUUUAUUACCGGCCGACUAUAAAUGUCGCUUCUAUUUCAUCAUUCAUCAAAUAUGCAAAUUUCACAGCACAUGAUAUUUCAGAGAGAAUUGUUUUGGUAUCGUUUGAUAACCUUCAAUCAUAUGUUCAUGUAAAUGUGAGCCAAACUGAUAUUGUACAAAUUUGUGUCCGUGGUUCUAUUGACACUGGAACCCCAUCACCAACAUGUCAACCUGAUUUAGAGUAUCAAGAGAGAUCUUUAGUUAUUGCGGAUCUAGAUGAAGAUCAGUCGCAUGAAUUAAUAUCAUACUACAGUACUUUUAAUCCUCCAGAGUCAUAUUCUCCAAAGAAAUCCCAAGCAUAUGACGAUUGGCGCUUGACGUCAACCGUUAGAGUUAUUAGGCUAGAAUCAGAAAUACCAAAGUUGUUUGUUGCAGAUAACUAAUACAAUAUUUGAAACUUUUAAUCAAUGAAAGAAAUGUGUUAGUUUUAAGAUAUUUUGUUCUAAAAAUUGCUAUGCAUGCUAUAUUGGCUUGGCAGUGGCUUAUAUAUCUAGUCAUCAAUCAAAUUUAUAUCAUGGUAGGUAAAUUGUAAAUAGCCAAUUUUAAAUCAUAUAGUUACAUAGUUGUUUGUUCAUUUCAGACCAAUAUAUUUCAAUAUUAAUAAAAUUCUCAGAGAUGAUUGUAAUGCUCUUCAUAAUAAUGUUAAACAUCUGUGUUCAAUUUUAAUAUCACUAUAAAGGAAUCAUAUUGUUAUUAAAUGAAUCUCAAAUCAUAUAUUAAUUGUUUGUUUAAUCUUUGUCAUAGAAUUCUGCUUUAUAUUGAUGUCUUAAAUGAUAGUUUAUUGUAUCUUACGAGAAGUUAUUUAUAGAUAUUGUGAAUUAAUUAUUGGGAUUAUCUUUUUACAAAUAUAUUUUAUUGAUAUUUUCCUAUAAUAUAAUUUAAUGUUCAACUGUGUGGUGAUAAACAUUUUUUUUAUUAAUAUAAAUAGUGUCUUAGUUAUUAUCAAUCAGUUAAUGUGCCUUAAGAGAGGCUAAGAGGAUUGUUUAAUAAAAUUUUAUUAAGUAUUUGUAUUCACAAAUUGUAUUUCCUAU
Nymphalis io (European peacock) is the source of this 2634-nucleotide messenger RNA. RefSeq names its product protein FAM234A. The record is from RefSeq and is a predicted model, not a curated record. The transcript has a single exon. Lineage: Eukaryota; Metazoa; Arthropoda; Insecta; Lepidoptera; Nymphalidae.